UUUUCCAAAGUCAGAGAAUGAUGCACAGCAUAUUUCUACAACUGACUUCUCCUCACAGGGAGGGAAAAAGGUCUUGGCAGGGCAGGUUUCUAAUCAGCCCAGUGUUAUAUCACAUGGCUGGUCUUACUCUGAGCUCUAGAGGCGGAGAUCCAGCCCACUCAAGGCACUGAAAUCGGAUUUCUGGAAGGUGGAGAGAAGUGAUGUAAAAUCACCAGAGGCAACAUUCGACCAAGUGUUGAGUGGGGCGGGGGUGGGUGGGGUUCUCAUGAAUUAAUGUCAUCGCUGCAGGAGGGGUUUGGGGAAAAUAAAGAGCCUAAUAGUCCCGCUGUUCACUGUGCGUUCAUGUGGAGUCAAGUAACAAGGCAGAGUGAAACAGAAAAGUCAAGAGCUGUUCUCCAAAUGGACGUGUUUGCAGUUCCAGGUGACAGGCAUAAAGGAUGGUACCUUUCUUUAAUGGCUCCCAACACAAAAGGACCAGAGUUCGCCUGGCUGGACCCGUCCAGACUUUACUGCAACUCCCAGGCUCUUGCAGACUGUGCCAAAGACCUUCUCAGUCCUUUCCAAAGUGACAACAUUGACUUGGUUGCUGGCAUAGAUGCAAUGGGAUUCAUUCUUGGGGCUUCUGUUGCCACCGCUCUUGGAAAAGGUUUCCUGGCUGUUCGCAAAGCAGGCCACUUAUGUGUCGCCACCCAAGGCCAAAACUACACCGACUAUACAGGCAAAGAAAAGACUAUGGAAGUAAGACUGGAUGUGCUAAGACCAGGUUUGAGGGUGUUGUUAGUGGACCAGUGGAUAGAGACUGGGGGCACAAUGAAGGCUGCCAUUCAGCUGGUAGAGAAACUGGGAGCCACAGUUGUAGGCGUCGCAGCUGUGGCCAUCGAGAACACCGAAGGAGGGAGGUGGAUUAAGGAAAACUACAAAUUCUCUCACUGCAUACCCGAAGAGCUGCAGAGCCAAAUUGAUGGAAAAUACCUCGACUCCUUCAAAACCGCCAACAACUGAACAAGUUAACGUGAUUCCUUAAAGGUUCAGCAAAGAAGGCAAAGCAUAGUGAAAUUUUAUAAUACAUGUAUAGAUAUAUUUUUUAAGAAAUACAGUGGACUCACAGAAUAGCUGGCUUUUUUUAGAUUUAGUUCUAUUUUAAAUAACUGAAACAAUUUCUAUUCUAUUUUUUAAUGUCCUAACAACAUGUAAAGCUCACCAUUGGAAAAUAAAAAAUAUGAAAACCACAUCAGUUUUCAUACUGACCAUUAAAUUCUGUGAUAAAUUUGAUUGUAAACAGAAAAAAAUAUACCUUUCAAGUAUCUUCAUUACAAAUAUGGCUCCCAGUCUUUGGUCUGGGACCUCAGCGUGCGAUGGAUAAACGGAGAAGAUGAUGAACAAGAUAUAAAAACAAGAACAAAUUUUCUUUUUAGCCUCUAACAAAUAUAACUGGUCACUUAAAUGCAAUGAAAAAAGAAAAAAAAAGAAGAACAGAGCCAAAAAAAA
This is a messenger RNA of Oreochromis aureus, 1488 nucleotides long. RefSeq lists its product as uncharacterized. Lineage: Eukaryota; Metazoa; Chordata; Actinopteri; Cichliformes; Cichlidae. The coding region runs from base 274 to 1002 and encodes 242 amino acids. Gene Ontology annotation, molecular function: adenine phosphoribosyltransferase activity. The transcript is spliced from 6 exons. The record is from RefSeq and is a predicted model, not a curated record.